Molecule: messenger RNA, 8414 nt
Organism: Diorhabda carinulata
Lineage: Eukaryota; Metazoa; Arthropoda; Insecta; Coleoptera; Chrysomelidae
Exons: 20
Coding region: 27-5273 (1748 amino acids)
Source: RefSeq, a predicted model, not a curated record
AUCAUGUGGGAGCCACCUGACGGUUAAUGUGCUACAAACUAUCUCGACGCCGAUUGUCGAGUGGUGGGGGUGGUGGGAGAGCGUCUCGACGCCGGUUCCUUCACUUAGUGAAGAGCAGCAUGUGGUGGUGGCUGCUCCUCUUAGUCACCGUAGUGACGGCCGAAGCAAAACGGCCAACGACCACUCAAGAACCGGUUAUCGAAGAAGUCACUGCCAAGCAACUAGAACGCAUCCUCUCAGAAAAGGACUACGUCGCCGUCUUCUGGUAUGCCCGAAGUUGCACCACAUGCGAUAAAGUACUGCUUGAAUUAGAACAAAUCGACGAUGAUACCGACUCGUUUGGAGUGGAUUUUGUCAAAAUUAACGAUAAACGACUUGCCAAACAAUAUGGCAUCACAAAGUUCCCUGCUCUCACGUACUUUAGAGAAAAAGAGCCGAUUAUAUACGAAGGUGACUUAAUGGAUGAAGAACAAGUAUUAGAUUUCCUCACCAGCUUAGAAGCUAUGGAUUUACCUGACCGAAUUGAAGAAGUGAAUGCGAAAAUUUUGGAAAAAAUAGUUGAAAGUACCGACUACGUUGCUGUUUUGUUCUGUCCAGACGCCGACACGUGCACAAAAUCGGGAAGCAAUAAACCAGAAUGUAAAAAAUGCUCCAAAGUUUUGAUGGAACUUGAAAAUAUUGACGACGAAGCUGAUCAACUGGGUAUUGGUUUCGUGAAAAUUAACGAUGAAAAUCUGGCCGAAGAAUAUAAUUUGGGAACCUUACCUGCUCUUGUUUAUUAUAGACAUCAGACUCCCAUUAUUUAUGAAGGUGAAUUAACCAAAGAGGAAGAUGUGUUAGAAUGGUUAGUUCAGCAUAAAAGUACUGGAGACGAAGAUGAUACAAUCGAAGAUGUUACAUUAAAAACACUCACUACUCUAGUAACCAGUGUAGACCACUUAGCUGUACUUUUUUAUGAUCACGGUUCAGAUGAGUCUAAUGAUGUCCUGGAUGAUUUAGAGCACAUUGAUGACGAUUGUGAUAAAUACGGUAUUCAGUUUGUGAAGAUAGAUGAUGCCAACGCGGUGAAAGAAUACGGUUUAGAUUCCUUACCGGCUGUGGUAUAUUUUGAGAAAGGAAUUCCAAAUGUUUAUGACGGAGAUUUAGAACAAGAAGAAGAAAUAUUGCAAUGGUUAGUAGAACAACUCGAAAAAGAUGAAAUAGAAGAUGUCACCGAUGAAAUGUUGGACAAAUUGAUACAAGAGAGUAAAUAUUUGGCCGUGCUAUUCUAUGACGAUGACGAUAGAAAAUCUCAAAAAGUUCUCAACGAAUUAGAAAACAUCGACGACGAAUGCGACCAGCUCGGCAUCGUUUUUGUAAAAAUUGAUAACGAUGACGAAGCCAAGGAAUACGGUAUCGAAAAACUACCUUCCCUUGUUUACUUCGAAGGAGGAGUACCGACUCUGUACGAAGGUAACCUAGAGGAUGAAGAAAAAGUGUUGAAAUGGUUAGAUCAUCAAGUUAAACAUGAUGAAAUUGAAGAUGUCACUGACGAAAUGUUGGAUAUUCUAAUAAGUAAAAAGUCCCAUGUUGCCGUACUUUUUUACGACAAAAACCAAAAGAAAAGUCAAAAAGUCUUGACAGAACUAGAAAAUAUCGAUGACGAGUGUGAUCAGAAUAACAUUGCUUUUGUAAAAAUCGAUAACCCCGAAGAAGCCAAAGAGUACGGCAUUGAUGUUAUACCCAGUUUGGUACUGUUUGAAAAACGCAUCCCUCAUUUAUAUGAGGGAGAUUUAACAAAGGAAGAAGAACUAUUAGAUUGGUUGCUACAUCAGAAGAGACACAGUGAGAUACCUGAUGUUACCGACGAAAUGAUGGAGCUACUUAUAAAUUCUGAGAAGUAUUUGGCAGUUUUGUUUUAUGAUAAAGAUGACAAACAAGAUAUACGAGUGUUAAACGAACUGGAAAACAUCGACGAUGAUCUAGAGAGAGAGGGAAUAGUUAUCGUUAGGAUAGACAACGACGCUGAAGCUAAAGAAUAUGGUAUCGACCAUUUACCAACGUUGGUGUACUUCGAAGAUAAAAUACCAUCAAUUUACGAAGGAGAACUAAUGAACGAAGAUGAAGUAUUGAAAUGGCUUAUUGAACAAAAACAAACAGCAACUAUUGAAGAAGUAACAGAUGAAAUAUUGGAAGAUCUCAUUCAAGAACACGAGUAUGUUGUGGUUUAUUUCACUGGUAACUGUGAAGAAGGUCAAGAAUGCGAUAAUAUUCUCAAAGAAUUAGAAAAUAUCGAUGACGAACUAGAUGAAAAUGGUAUCAUAUUCGUUACAACCGAAGAUAUAGUUAUAGCUAAAAAAUAUAACAUCAAAAAUUUCCCUAAACUAGUGUUCUUCCGAAACAAAGAACCGUUGGUAUAUACUGGAGAUAUUGAAGACGAAGAUGAAGUUCUAGCUUGGUUAACAGAUGAAAAUACUUUGGAAAUUCCUGACAGAAUUGAAGAAGUUAAUAGUAAAAUGUUGGACAAGAUUCUUGGUGAAAACGAACAUGUAGUCGUAUAUUUCUAUAAAGAGGGAGAUAAACGGUCUCAUAAAAUUCUACAAGAACUUGAAAACAUCGACGAUGAAUGCGAAGAUAAAGAUAUUGAUUUCGUUAAAAUAUCCGAUGAAGGUAUCCAAAAGGAAUACGAUCUUCCCUCACUACCGGCUGUCGUUUUCUACAGAAAUAGAUUUAGAGAAAUCUAUACAGGUGAUUUAAUGCACGAAGAAGCGAUACUAGACUGGAUAUUGACAUUAAGAGAUUCAGCUCCUGAUGUUAUUGAGAACGUAGAUAGAAAAACUUUACAGGUACUAAUAAACGACAUUGAACAUUUAGCCGUUCUUUUCUAUAACGAUGUCUGUGAAGAGUGUAGCGAAAUCUUAGAAGAAUUAGAAAAUAUCGACGAUGACGCUGACAAACACGGAAUACAGUUUGUUAAAUCCACGGAUGCCAAAUUAGCCGCAGAAAUUGGUAUUUUCAGUUUUCCUGCUCUUGUGUAUUAUGAAACCGGAGUUCCGAUUAUGUAUGAUGGAAAUUUAUUGGACGAAACAGAAGUUCUUGAAUGGAUGACAGAUCAAAAAAAUGAUCAAAGUAUUGAAGAAAUAAACAGAGAAAAAUUAUUCAACUACAUAGACACCAAGGAAUUCCUAGCGGUAAUAUUUUACAAAGAAGAAGAUCCAGACAGUCCACGAAUUUUGCGACACAUCGAACUAAUAGAUGACGAAGCGUCUGAGUACGGUAUAAAAAUUGUAAAAAUGAAAGACAGGCUUAUGGCUAAAAAGUACGGAUUCAGAAAUCCUCCAGGUAUAACAUACUUCAGAAAAGGCAAACCAAUUAAUUACGAUGGAGAUAUCGACGAUGAGGAAGAAAUAUUAGAUUGGUUAAACGACCCCGAAAACAUGGAAUUAACUGAUCAUAUUGAGAGAGUCAAUAGAAAAAUGUUCGAAAAAAUUAGACAAAGAUCAGAUUAUGUAGCAGUGUUUUUAUAUAGCAGCGACUGCAAACAGUGUCCAAGAGUCCUUGCAGAAGUCGAACAUAUUGACGAUGAAGCCGAUGGAGCCGGAAUCAACUUUGUUAAAAUAGAAGAUAAACAGAUGGCGAAAGAAUUAGGAGUUUUCGCUCUACCUGCUAUUCUGUUCUUCAAGAUGGGUUCUAAGGAACCAGUAAUCUAUGCAGGAGAUUUAUUCGACGAACAACAGAUUCUACAAUGGAUGUUAACACAAAAAGAUCCGUCUGGAGACGUUAUUGAAGCUUAUGAUGGAAGUGAACUGUUAACAUUGAUAGAUAAUGAAGAAGCGUUAGCUGUGUAUUUUUGGAACAAGACACUUUGCGAUAUAUGCGGUGAAACCAUGGAACAGCGGCCUAAGAAGAGUUCGAAGAAAAGUUCUUCAGAAAAUCAAACAGCGUCAAAAAUUAACGAUAGCGAAGAGUGUGAACAAUGUUAUAAGAUUCUCGAAGAAUUAGAAAACAUAGACGAUGAUUGUGAACGUCAUGGUAUAAAGUUUGUUAAAACACAAGAUCUUCGAAUAGCCGAACAGUACGGAGCCACGGACUAUCCGGUUUUGAUGUAUUUUGAAAAUGGAAUCGGUGGAGUAUUUGAAGGUGAUGUGGAGGAAGAAGAAGAAGUUCUCCAGUGGCUUAUACAACAAAGGACGGAAGAUAGAAUAGAAUUAAUAACCAGGGUGAUGCUUGAAAAAAUGGUAGAAGAAACGCAAUACUUAGCUGUAUAUUUCUAUAAACAAAACUGUUAUAUCUGUGAAGAAAUUCUUGAAGAGUUAGAACAAAUUGAUGAUGAAUGCGACAUAUACGGUAUUCAUUUAGUGAGAAUUCAAGAUCCUCAAUUAGCUAAAAGAUACAGCAUUAAAACAUUCCCUGCGUUGGUUUAUUUCAGAAACGGAAAUCCGUUAUUGUUUGAAGGAGAUCUUCAAAACGAACAGUCUGUUUUAGAAUGGUUGACAGAUGAUGACAAUAGAGAGCUGGAAGAUCAAAUCGAAUUGGUAAAUGAGAGGAUGCUAAUCAGAUUAUUGAAUACAUCUCCAUUUCUGGCUGUUUUCUUUUAUGAUGAAGACUGUCCAGAAUGCGAUAUGAUUCUCGAACAUUUGGAAGAAAUCGAUAACGAAGCUGAUCUUUUCGGAAUAGAUUUCGUAAAAAUCUGCAGUGCACAAGCGGCAGCCGAUCAGGGUCUCCAUACGCUUCCUGCAUUGAUGUAUUUCAGAAAGAAAAAACCGAUGGUAUACGACGGUGACCUAAGUCAAGCUGAUCGCGUAUUAGAAUGGUUAACAUCACAAGAUGUAUUCGAAAUUAAAAAUGAAAUCGAAGAAGUCAAUAAAAAGAUGCUAGAGAAAUUGCUGGAGGAGAACGAAUACGUUACAGUAUUUUUUUAUGAGCUGAGCUCUGAGGACAGUAAAUUAAUAUUAGAAAAAUUGGAAAACAUCGACAGUGAAACAGACAAUUUUGACAUAACGUUCGUUAAGAUGGCCGACGCUCGAUACGCCAGAAAAUGGGGGGUGACGAACCUUCCUGCCAUCGUGUAUUUCAGACGCCGCUUCCCGAGCAUAUAUAGGGGAGAUUUACAUUCCGAAGCGGAUGUCCUCGAAUGGCUCCGAAAGAACAGAUUCAGGCAACCCGAGUUGAAUCUCUUCAUGUAUGCACUCAUGGCGAUAAUCGUAGCAUUUUUUAUUUACACGGCAUUUUUACUACAAUGUUUCAAAGUUACGCCCACGACAACGGUCGUUGUGCAUACGAAGCAAAGUUAAACGUUUUUAUUUCAUCUUUGAAGGGUUACAUUUUUUUUUAUUUAACAACUUUUGAUUAGAGUAGGUUUGAUCUUGUAGUGCUGCUCGCAUACCGUCGAAGCGAUCGUAGCUCGAUUUGUUUGAGGACUUUUCCAUGCACCAUUUGAGUUGAAAAGAUGAACAAUUUUUUAUUAUCAUUUGUGCUGCUUAUGGAUAAAAUCAUUGAUAUUUCAAUAUCAAUAUAAGGUCAAACUUCGAAUUAAUACCAACAUCUGAUUUCUAUAAAACUCCGUGAAGUAUUGGGAUGGAAUGAUGGGGUAAUGCUAUAGAAAUUGGGGAGUGGGGAAAGACAGAUAUAAAAACAAUGAGAUCUGGUGCUCUGAACUGGUUCUAUCAUCGGGAAAAUGGGAUUCUGAGCCCCGAGCUCGAAGGUAUUUAAAAAAAAACGGUUUUUAUGAUAUGAAUGUAGAAACGAGAGCGAUACGCACCGAGAAAAUCCAAGGAACCGAGUAAAUUUUAUCUCAAAUGCUUGUAAAUUGCAUUUAACUAACCUAACCUUGUUUGUAUUGAUCCUUUCUAAGUAACAACAUAUAGCACCUUAUGAAGAUAAGGGAUCGAGGCAGCCUUUAUUUAACCUAACAAAACCUUUUUUGUAUUGAGUCAUUCUGAGUGAGAGCACCUGGCACCACGUGAAGUUAAGGAAUCGAGUCAGCCCUUAAAGUUUAUGAUUACCUGUCCUCCGUUCUUUGUCAUAGUCUCAUAAGGGAGAUCGGUUUAUAAUAGUUUAUCCAGUUCAAUCUGGCUGCUCGCCCUUUCGAGUUACCAGGUAGAUGAGGGAAAUCGUCUCGUUUUCUUAUGCAUCUUUCAGCAUUAUAAGAGUUCAUAGGAUAAACAUGCGAAUUCAAGAAUUUAUUGAAACGAGUUUUGGGGACUUAAUUCUUAUUUAGUUAGACAGAGUUUUCAAGAGCUGAAUUUUUUUGUUGAGUUGAUGAAUUUCGGAGGUACAAAAUGAGGCAUCCCCAAGAGAAUUGUUUGUUGGUACUAAUCCAAAGAUGAGCCUAUUAUCACAAUAACUGUUAAUUAUAAAUUUGAAUGAAAUAUAGGAUUUUUAAACAAAUCUAGUUGUAAUAAUUGCCGAAAAAUACAAGAAUCUUUCAAUAAACAUUUGAUCUUCAAGCAUUAUCAAUUUUUGACGUAAUAAUCAUUGUCCAACAGAUUGUAAACACAUAUUAAUCUUCCAUUUUGUUUGAUUGCAAUAAUUUUGCGAUCAUUAUAAUAGUUUCUUUUAACAGAAAUUCCAUUUCUCCCAUUAAAUAUCCCUCUAUAUUCUUCUUUAUUAGCCCUUUAGCCCUCUACACCUGUAUAUAUUUAUCUCUCCAUUUUCACCAUUCUUCUUUAGCUAAUUAAAAGAAUUUACACUCUCGUUUUUCUCUAAUAUCGUUCCUCAAUUGUCUGAUAUUAGCUUCUUCUUUUUUCAUUAUAUCUUCAGCACAUCUUUCACAAUGUUCAAUCUAAUUAGAAUUAUAAUUAUCAAUUCAUUGCUUUUAAAUGUUUUUUCAAGCUUUAUUCUAUAGUUUGUACUUAACACCAAUAGUGCCAAUAGUAACACCUUUUGUAGCACUUAAUUUAUGUAAAAUAUUACCCAGUUUAAAUGUGCUUUCAAGGAAUAAAGGCAGGAAACUAAACAGACCAAAUGGGGCCAUUCACAUACAAACGCGCGCUUUGUACAAGCGCUAACCAACCGCAACGCUGGUAGUUUUCAGUACGACCGAUGCGUUUUGAGGGCGCUUCGAAUUAUAUUGACAAGCGCAUGCUUUUCAUACUCUGCUGUAUAUUUUGAAAACAAGUUUCUAUCAAUACACUUUCAAAAUUGAACAUGGGUUAUGAUGUAAAGCUAUUUAUGGAAUUCAAAAACAGACAUGUAUGUGGGAUGUGUAUCACUUUUCCCUACUGCACAAUCAACGCGGAGUCUAACGCCCUCCUAUGUACAUAAUCUGAACCAUUAUAUCGUAAAGCUACAUUGCUCAAGAUACUUUUUCAACUUAUAGCUUUCGUUUGCAGAUUGUCGGCAUCGUUGUGUGCUUCAAAUGAAACAUAUCCAAAAUAAAACGCACUCCAUAAACGGACGUAUUUUUUCUAAACUUCAAAUAUUUCCACAAUCUAUUCAUUGAUAUACAUAACAAGUAUGUUAUGCCUACAUAGUGAAAAAAUUUUACUUUUCCCCGAUCUUCAUACUAUUUUCAAAGUCUGGCAACAUUGUAAUAUCAUACCAAUAGUAAAGACGUGUACCAUAUUUAUAAUGCAAACUAGACUUAAUAGCUUUGUUCGCCGUAGAUAUCCCAAAGGUGUUCAGUCGUCAGGUGCGUUCGCAAUGGUAAUAAAACUUGUUCAGGAUUAAAAACCAUGUGUUCGCGGAUUCUGAAUAAAGAUUUUUAAUCCGGCGCAUGUGCAUUCAUUUUUGUGAUAUUUAUCACGAACUAACCUCUAGCCUAGGUAUUUUCUACGUACUUGCAAUUCAAAAAAACGUGGUAGUUCAAUUUAUACUUUACAAGAAUAAAUCUUCGGUCAGUUAAUAAUAUAGUAAAGUGAAUAUUAUAUACAUUUUAUUUUAGUUUUGAAUUUAAAUUUCAAUUUUAGAUGUUCAUAAAUCGUUCGUGUAUAUUCAAAACAAUGCAUGCGCAUUUGACAUGUUCAGAAGAUAUUCGGAAUGUGUUCAAAUUGUCUACCGCGAGCAAAGCUAAUGGCAGGAACUUCGAAUAUGUUUGUUGAAAGUAUUUCUUGUACCUUGUUACGUAACUCAUAAAUUGAAAAUAAAAUUGGAUCUAUAUGAUUUUUUUUGUUCAGUUUUCUUCACUUGUUGUAGAUAUUAUGUUGUAUAGAAUAUUCUUAUUUUUUAAUUUAGUUAUUUAUCCAUUUAAUCGCUGUUGCCCUUCACCCGUGAGUUAAAAUUAUUAUUCAACGGAUUUUCGAAUCCUGGACCAAUAAGUUACGUAAUCGUUCAACGUUAAGAAAGUGUUCAUUGUAAAUCUUAAUAUAAUGUUAACGUCUACUCUGUACAUAUUGUACUAUCAUUCCCGAAAUAGGCAAAAAAGGUAAAUCAGUUUUAAAUAUGUGAAUAAAGGAAUGUAAAUCUUGUAAAUAAAUAUGUAAAUGUAAGUGAUA